AUGUCCACCACCUCCCAACUCAUCAACGAGAUUAACAAUACCUACCACGCUAGCAAACAGGAAAAGUACAACACAUUGACUAAGCUAAUCUCGGUGAAUCCAGCUGAGAAUAGUUACAUAGUGUCCCUCUACAACAAUCCCUCACCGUGUCUUCUAAACACUUCCUACGAUAAAGACUGGCCAGCAUUUUCUGCUGUUGUGUCCAGUUUUGUCAAGCUUUGCACUGAGAUGGAUCCGUGGUCGCUUUUGCAGUCGUUUGAUUUAUAUACUACAUAUUUGAAUGAUUUAUCCAUUGCCUUUAACAACAGCAAAUAUGGAUGGCUUUUGACAGGAGUGCUCAAAUCAACUAUAGAGAUAGUAACACAAUGGGCAUUACAAUUGGAUACCCAGAUGUUUUUCAAAGAAAGUGGUGCUAAAUACCGAUUAAACUACAUAGCUAGUGUGAUUUUGAAAAUGUUCAACAAUAUCCGAAUCAAUUCAAAUGACAGAGAGUCGAUUAUGCUAUACCUUGGGAAUAAACUUUGUUUUAUUUAUUGGAAAUUGGACAACCCUUUGCUUUGUCGAAACAUAUUUAGUAAUAUGAACAAUACUAGCCUAAAGUUGGCGGAUUUUCCAAUGAAUGAGCAAUUGAAAUAUCGGUAUUAUUUAGCACGGUACUAUUUUAUCAAGUAUGAGUUGAUGGAGAGUUUUGAAUUGUUGAAAUGGUGUUUGCUAAGGACACACGGCAAGAACCAGCGAUUAGUUUUAGAGCUAUUUAUUCCCAUAAGCUUAGUCAUUGGCAAGACGCCAAACUUUGCCGCAUUCAAAAAAUACGACUUUAUUAACAUGUAUGAGGAAAUGUCGAGAUCCAUACAACCAGGAGAUUUAGCCACAUUCAGAUCCCUCGUGGCAAAAUACCAUCAUUACCUCAAGAGCAAAAGCCUUCUACUCUUAAUGAACAAGAUGGAGAUUUUAAUUUACCGGAAUUUGAUAAAAAACUGUUGGAAGAUCUUAGGAAGACAAACUACACUACCCUACAAUCUUGUGCCAAUCCCCAAAGAUAUCUACUUCAAGGAAAAUUUAUUUGUCACGUUGAUUGAUUCAAAUCUAAUCAAAGGCAAAUUGACAAACAGGUCAGUUGUGCUUAGCAAAAACGAUCCAUUCCCAAGAGUGUUUGACAUAUACAUGAAACGAUUCAAAACAAAACAUAAUCAAUGGAUGUAA
Messenger RNA from Lodderomyces parapsilosis, 1203 nucleotides. RefSeq lists its product as uncharacterized. Gene Ontology annotation, molecular function: RNA binding; double-stranded DNA binding. The record is from RefSeq and is a predicted model, not a curated record. Gene Ontology annotation, biological process: transcription elongation by RNA polymerase II; poly(A)+ mRNA export from nucleus; post-transcriptional tethering of RNA polymerase II gene DNA at nuclear periphery. The coding region runs from base 1 to 1203 and encodes 400 amino acids. NCBI's taxonomy places the organism in Eukaryota, Fungi, Ascomycota, Pichiomycetes, Serinales, Debaryomycetaceae. The transcript has a single exon. Gene Ontology annotation, cellular component: transcription export complex 2.